CUCAUAACACUUCCUACCUUUGACAAUCAACGUGCUACCAACAUCACCACCAGAACAAAACAGAGCAUCUCUAAGGAAAGCAACUCUAAACUUAAUUAAUUUGAUUCUCUCUUCACCAAUUUAGUAUUUUCCACUAAAUUAAUCUUCACAAAAAUAAUUUUCUUAUCAAACCCAAAUUAAAUAUUUCAAUACCCUCCUCUUAAGAUUCUCAAAUUCAUCAAUUUUACCCUCUUUCUCUCCUCUCCACACAAAUCUUUCCUCCCAAAUACCAAAACCCAAUUCCCCCCAAAAAAAACUUUUUCUCUACUUUUUAUUUUUUUUCAAUUUCAUUCAUACCCAAAUCAAAACAAGCAAAACCCAGAUCAUAAAUAACUAAAUAAUUCCAUUUCCAAUCAAUAGUAUUCUCCUCUCUCGGAGCCAAAACGACGUCGUCUAAUCGUGAUGGCUCCCCGUCUCAGCUCCUGUUUCGGUAAAAAACCGAGCCGUUCAUUACGAACCGGAAAAACCGACGUGGCGGCGACGUCUGACGUGGCAGUAGAGGAGCAGAGGAGAGGAGACGGCGCCGUUUUGGUGGAGCUAUUUUCAUCUCAAGGAUGUAAAACGUCCCCUGAAGCUGAACUUUUAAUGUCACGAUUGGGCCGGGGAGAUUUUAAAUUGGAUCAGCCCAUAAUUGUAUUGGGCUUUCAUGUGGAUUAUUGGGAUUAUAUGGGCUGGAAAGAUCCAUACGGGUCAAGUCAAUGGACUGUUAGACAAAAGGCUUAUAUUGAGUCCUUAAAACUUGAUACCAUGUUUACCCCUCAAGUAGUGAUUCAAGGUAGGGCCCACUGUAUUGGUAAUGAAGAGGAUAAUCUUCUCUCUAAUAUUGCUGCUGCUCCUAGAUUUCCUUCCCCUAAUUUUCAGGCAAACUUCGAAAGAACCGAACCAGAAACAUUGCAAAUCUCGCUUUCAGGACAAUUAAGGAUGAAGCUAGAUAAUCAAGGAGCCAAUGUGAUGGUGGCAUUGUACGAGAAUGGCUUGGUGACCGAUUGUCCAAAGGGAGAGAACAAAGAUCGAGUUCUCUCUAACGACUUUGUCGUUAGGAGGCUCGAAAAACUUUGCUUCGUUAAAGACAUUUCUGCUAAGAAGAACAUCACAGGGACUCUCAACUUCCCAUUGUGGGAUACUUUUAACAGUACUAAAUGUGGUGUUGCUCUCUUUGUACAACAAAACAGUUCUCAUCAUAUCUUUGGCUGUCAAAAGUUUGAUCUUCCAAGUAAUUUAUGAUUUAGUAAAGGAAAUUUGGAUGAAAAAUUGGUGAAUUUGUUGAAGAUGUGAAGGUAAAUUGAUUUUGGGUUGGAGUCGUAAGUGUUGAUGUUUUUUGGUUCAUUAAUUUAGUUGAUUAUAAAGAGGGUACGGAUGCAUCCAUCUGACCUCCGUAAACUCUAGUUUGCAUAAGGUUAAGGGUAAUGAAAUGUAUAAUUCUACCGAUCCUAUAUUUUGGGAUUACGGUUUAACAUUAUUCUUGUAAGUUGUAACAUGACUAUUCUUAGCAACACUUUCUUGCUUUUUAAAGAGUUGCAUUUGGGUUAGGUGAA
Amaranthus tricolor (Joseph's coat) is the source of this 1574-nucleotide messenger RNA. RefSeq lists its product as uncharacterized. The record is from RefSeq and is a predicted model, not a curated record. The transcript is spliced from 2 exons. Bases 442 to 1263 code for a protein of 273 amino acids. Lineage: Eukaryota; Viridiplantae; Streptophyta; Magnoliopsida; Caryophyllales; Amaranthaceae.